AUAUUGAAUAUUAAAGUGUUGCAGUGCCAAAGAAUUUACUCGGGGAUAUACUUGUUUGUUUAUAAAUGUCAUAUUUAUAACAUUGACUGCUCAUUAUUUUCAGAAAAUGGAUUAAUUUAAGAAAAACUGACCACGGAUUUGUUAAAAAAACUUUUGAAACUGUAUGACAAAACUUCUAAGGCAAUUAGUGAUAUAUAUCUGACAAUGUCUUUAACAUUCCGGUUGGGGUUUACUUCUAGCACGGUGUACUUAAAACAAAAUUGAAUGAUGCAACCAUUUUACUACCCUAUUUCAACUAAAAAGAUAAAAUAAAUGUCAUAUUUACCGAUUUUCUAUCAAAGACUACACAGGUUGCAGUCAUGCCUGUUUUCGUUGUAGAAAUAUAGAUCAAGUGUGGAUAAAUAAAGGAUUCGUGCCUCAAAAUAAGGUCCAAAUGAGAUCGGGCAUUUAUGUACACGUGUUUGCUAAAGCCGAAGGACACAUUUGGCACCAUAGCCAAUGCAGUUUUCUUAAGAGUGGAUAUUGCUAGAUGAACUUUAUAAAAAAACGCGAUAUAGUUUGAAACAGAUCGCUUUCUUUAUUGAUAUGAUCCGCAAUGUCUUCCGUAGAAAUCAAACCAAUUAUCGAUCAGAAUUGUCCCGGAGACAGCGGGUGCAAACAUACGAUACAAGCAGUAUACAGGAUACACCAAUAGAGAAUGUUUCCUUCUUCGUCCCAUAUAUGAUGGAAAUUACUAACUGUAUUGCAAUUCAUAUGUUUUGCGCCUUACAGGAACUUAAUUAGUAUCGAUUUCGACAAAGCGCUGUAAAAAUAGAUGUUGAGAGAACGUUCAAUGACAGUGUUUACAUACAUCGUGUUAGUAUAUAUAGCCAGGAAUUUAGAUGCAGUCGCGCUGAAAAAAAAGAAAAGAAAUUUUGAGCUCUUCAGUUCUUCACCAUUAAACCGUGGCCAUUACUCACCAACUGUUUUUUUUUUCCUAUUGCAUUUUUUUUGCUACGUGCUAGAGGGAAUGAAAUGUUGAUAUAUUUUUCACGCAAGCAAACGCCAGCAAGGAUAAAGUAUAUUCAUAUAGUAUGCCAAAGUUACCUGUCUCGGAGUAAAAAAGUCUACCUGGCGUUGGCAUUGUGAAAUAUAUAGGUUAAUUAUGGCGGGCAGUGAACAGAAGAAGGAAGGGUAAUAGUGCUAAAUGACAUAACAUUUUUAAUGAGCGGUCCCUUUAGUUAAUUACCUGAGGAGGACAAUUGGUUGGCGAUAAGUACUUAAAGGAUAUAUUUCUUAACAUAAAAUGGGGGGCCUUCUGUCCAGGGAGCCGCGCCGACCGGGGAGUUCUGCUGAUAAAUUGCUUCCACCAGUAACGCCGACAGACUCCAUCGCAACGAAUACCGGCACCAUGGACGAAAUGAACAUGGCUCCGAAGGUGUAUACACGACGAUGGUUUAUGUUACUUCUGUUUGUAGCAUAUUCCUUCAGUAACGCUUACCAGUGGAUUCAUUUGAAUAUAAUUGGAAAUGUCAUCAUGAAAUAUUACAACGAGAGUCUUCCAGAGGAUUCUUUCCAACAAGAAUCAGCCAUUGAUUGGCUCUCUAUGAUUUACAUGUUAGUUUAUAUUCCUUUAAUAUUCCCGGCUACAUGGCUUCUGAACAAAAAAGGUCUUAGAUUAAAUUUGAUCUGUGGAGCGUUUCUGAACGCUUUAGGCGCUUGGAUUAAAUGUGCAUGUUUAGCACCAGACAGAUUUGCGGUCCUUAUGUUUGCUCAGACGCUAUGUGCCAUAGCGCAGAUCUUUAUACUAGGCAUUCCUGCUCGCCUUGCAGCCGUCUGGUUCGGGCCCAACCAAGUCUCAACGGCGACUUCAAUUGGAGUCUUUGGAAAUCAGGUUGGGUGUGCAGCUGGUUUCCUUAUACCCCCAUUACUGGUUCCCAACAGCGAGUCUCUCUCUGAGAUUGGCAGGGAUUUGGGUAUCAUGUUUUACAUAUGGGCCGGCGUAACCACUGCCUUGUUUAUAAUAAUUGUUGUUGUAUUUAAAGACAAGCCACCAAGACCGCCGAGCAAGGCACAGAUGCUCGCUAAUCAAGGAUCACACCAGGAAAACUACUUAGGCUCAUUGAAAAAUCUCUUUCAUAAUCGGAAUUUUAUUUUAUUAACACUUACAUAUGGUAUCAACACUGGAUGUUACUAUGGUAUUGGGACGUUGCUUAACCCAAUCAUAUUGUACUACUUUCCAGGACAUGAACAGAGUGCCGGACAAAUAGGCCUUGUAUUAGUGUUGGCAGGAGUGGUCGGUUCUAUAGUGGCUGGUAUAUGGUUAGACAGGACUAAAUCGUUUAAACCAACCACUGUAGGUAUAUAUUUCCUGUCCAUGGCCGGCAUGGUUGCGUUAACGUUUACAAUGGGUGUUGGCCUGAUUUGGGUGGUGUUUCUGACGUCCGCAGCUUUAGGGUUUUUUAUGACUGGUUAUCUGCCAGUUGGAUUCGAAUUUGCGGCUGAGAUCACGUAUCCAGAGUCGGAGGGAACAUCUUCCGGUCUUCUUAAUGCUUCCGCUCAGACUUUUGGUAUAAUAUUAACUAUAGGAAUGCGUGCAUUAAUCAACCGAGUCAGCGUUUUAUCAGCCAAUAUCACUGUGUCAGCUGUUCUUUUGGCCGGGACAGUCAUAACAGCAUUUAUCAAAGCAGAUUAUAGACGUCAAGAGGCGGGUAACAGGACUAUCGCUUCAUUGGACAUAAUUAAAGCUGUGAGAACCAUAGAAUAUCUGGACCAAGUUCAUUUUGAUGUGAAUAUAACAGACAAAGACAAGGAAAAGAAAGAGGAAACUGUGAAAGCAUGAUAACGAAGUUGUGUUGUUUGUUUUUAAAAUAAUUUCAGUCUUUGUUGCGAGUAUGCAUAUUUAAUUCUUUGCAUAAGUAAUAAAUGGCUUUUCUGUUGAGAGCAAUAAAACUGCAUAUGAUCGAGAAUAGAAAAUUCGAUAUGAAAGGCUGAAUAUAUAAAUAUUCUUAAUUGUCUACAGAGAAUGAUUCGCAAGCAUUGUAUUUUAUGUAUGUUCUUUGAACGAGUAAAUCGGUGUUCAGUCUAAAAGGGGAAAUAACGUCUACGGUGAUGCUCAUGAAGUGACGUCAACAGAGACGCUCAUCGGUGUAUAAAAAGAAACAUAUUAUAAAGCGGACCCAUCGGACCUGCGGUAAAAAUGUGUUAACAUUGACUACGAAAUCAGGGUGGCGUGAGCUCAGCCCAAGCGCAUUCCAACGAAAAACCAUACUAACAUUGGCAUAGGGUCCCGUGUGUGGGUGCUUUACACCUGACACGCUAAAGAACUGGAGCUUCUGGAAUGGGUGUGUCUUCUCAGUGCAAUGUGUUCAGCUGAAGUUUUAUUUAUACUUAUUCACAUGUUUUCAAACAUAUUAUACAAACUACUUAAACUUUUUCCUUGAUAUUGUAUAGCUGCUCAUUCUUAGCAAGACAAUCUCUUUUUCAGCAUGGAGCACGUGCUGUAUAUGUAUUGCUUUUUCACGCAUUUCAUCAACGUUUCAAAGCUGCAUCGGUAGAUCUACUUCCAGUCAGAAUUAUUCAACACAUUGCGCGAUUUCAUGAUUAUGACGGGUCAAACACAUUUUUGAAGUUUUUGUUUAAGAUUACAUAUUGCAUCUGUUGACCAUUAUUUUAGUUCACGGAUCGUAUAAUAGAAAUUAUUACAUGUCUUCUUAUAGAUAUCGCCGGUCCAUAAUUUGUGCCAUACGACCAGUCUGUAUUCAACACAUGUUUACUGGGCUUAUAAGUAAUAAAAUUGAAAAUGAAUUUGUUAAAUAAAUUUCUAAAGAACACUUAUUGAAUGAUUCGUCGGUCAGUAGUCAAAACUAUCGGCCUUCGGUCUUUCAGAACUCGUACAAUAGUUUUGACUAUUGACCGGCAAGCGAUUCAAAAAGUGUAUUUCUGUUUUCUUUUGCUUUUAUAACACGAUUACGUGUAUAAAUCGGCGGUCCAUAGUUUGUGCUGUUAACUGGUCUAUAGCUCAAUACAGCUCUCCUGGUUUUAAGUCAAUACUUGGAGAAUUCAUUGCUAAUGUCAUGUACGGGUAAUAAACCACUUGUUUGCCCGACAAUAGACCAAAACUGUUAGCCCUCGUACCGUGCAAUGUGAUUUCACAUGAUGAUAUUUUUGUUGUUUUUAAACGACCCAUUUUAUCUUAAACGACGAACUUCCAGGGUGGUUUAGGACGAUCACAACUGCCCAACCAAGAACAUGGUAUUAGGGUAGAACAACCGACCGCCUGUAAGACCGUAGGCGAGACGAACACUUUCAUCGUAGUAAUAUAUUUUUGUUAUGUGUGUGUGUGUGUGCGUGCGUGCGUGCGUGCGUGUGUUCUGUAAAAGAGUGAAUGCAUUUCAUGUAUGUUGUUCAGUUUUAUUAAACGAGAUAUUAAAUAUAGCACGGUUUUUGGAAUAAUUUGAAUAUAUAUUGUGUUUCUUGCUAUGCAUCUUUUCUUCUUUUUUACAACUCAUAAUGCACAUGGCUAAAAACAAAAUAAAAGAACAUUUGAAGUAA
Mercenaria mercenaria is the source of this 4533-nucleotide messenger RNA. Its product is annotated as feline leukemia virus subgroup C receptor-related protein 2-like. The coding region runs from base 1286 to 2821 and encodes 511 amino acids. The transcript has 12 exons. Gene Ontology annotation, biological process: transmembrane transport; heme export. Gene Ontology annotation, cellular component: membrane. The record is from RefSeq and is a predicted model, not a curated record. Lineage: Eukaryota; Metazoa; Mollusca; Bivalvia; Venerida; Veneridae. Gene Ontology annotation, molecular function: heme binding; heme transmembrane transporter activity.